AUGGGCCAGUCUUCUUCGACAGCACGACAUCUACCGGACACACAUUCGGAUCAUCAGUACUCGGACUCGAUAGCUCGCGAAUCCCGCACGAAUGAAGAAAUGGACAGGCACGCAGCCGAGCUAGCCGGAGAGGCCGACGUAGCCGGGGAGGCCGGUGUCUCGCCCGCAGGGAGCAGCAACCCGUUAAAUAAUGAGCAAGCAAACGAGGCGGAGGAGUCAUGGCACCAACCCACAGGUCUAUCAAAUGGCCAUUCCCAACAGAUGCGGGACAUUCAAGAGGAGGCUCCUGAGCUAGAUCAAACCGAAAGAGAAUAUCGCAGCGCAGCUAUCGCCAGAAUGGCAGCGCGCAGGCAAUCCACCAUGUCACGACUAGGCUCCAGGAUACUUCCCAAUUCUGUCAUCCGUGGACUACUCAAUAGCCAGGAGGAGACACCCGCAGAGGGCCAUGCCCACCGACAUGGACUGGUGUCACGACCCCCUCCAAGAACAGAGUCCUCUGCUCACAGUACUGGGCGAUUCAGUCCUUUCAGUGCGUUAGGAUCCAGAGGUAUCACUAGGCGCCGUUCGACCCGGGGCCCGCCUUACUUCAUUCCACCACGGCCUGAUUCAACGAUUCUUUCUGAUGGUGCUAUUGACGACCCGCCUGACGGGUUGGCUGAGCCUACUAGAGCCUCUUGGCGCCGUAAUGUCCGUCUAAAUCGCAUGCGUCAUUCGAUAUCAAGCCCGAUAUCUCAUAUGUUUGGCCCCUCUGGCUAUGCAGACGCCCAAGAAACCGCCUCGGAGCCUUCGGGCACAUCUCUCAGCGACAGCUUACCAACUGCGAUGGAUACCCGUCUCGACUAUGCCGAGCCUUUACAUGAGCUGGAUUCUGUUGAGCCGGGUAUCAGUUCGGGUGAGUCUUCGCCACUUGGGCCCAAUCCGAAUCUCAUUCGUCGCCUGCCGGGGUUACUCCGGACACGGUCGCCACGGGCAUUAAGACAGGAGGAUCAAACACCUCUGUCUCGCGUUCUACAACUUGCGGCAGCAGCAAUCGCGGCUCAACUCUCUGGCGUGAAUGGCCCUGCACUGCCGAAUAUCCACGCAUUAGGUAACGAUGGUCUAGAUGGCACAUUGGAAGGUUUUCUUCGAAGCCUGCAAAAUACUGCCUCUGCACAAGCACAGCCACCCGCUCAAGGCGAAAGUUCUAGCAACUCUGGGAAUGAGGGGACAUCGCCACCGGUCAACCUUCUACGUGUCUUCCGGUUCGCGAACUCGGAUCCUCCCAUGGGAACCUCGCCCUUCGGACGAAGCACGAACGACUCUGAAACUCCCAGGUCUCAGUCGGAUAGAAUGUCUGUUGAUGAACAACCAACUGAAGGACCCGAAGGAAGGACUGUCACACUGGUGGUAGUUGGUGUACGAUCAGUUCCAUCUGGAAAUGGAGGCAACAAUGAACAGGGUUCACCUGGACAAGGAAGUGGUGUUGGUGGUGGUGGUGGUGGUGGUGGUGGUGGUGGGCUAGAUGCUCUCCUCGGCCUCCCAUUUCUCCCCCAAAACAUUCCGCGGCCUCAAGAGAUGCCCGGCGAUACCGAACAAACAGAUGGCCGACCAAGAAUACACUUACCUCGUCCUACCGGUCUACCAACCCCAGGUCUACUGGAUCCUUUACGCCAGGCGCGCACCAAUGGACCUCAUGGAUUGUCUGAUAUAGGCAACCGGCCAGGUGUUCCGUCUUACCCUCCAGGAACAUCCGAUAGUCCCCCCGAGUCUCAUCCUCCACCCUCAACGCCAGCCGAUCAAGGGCUUUCGACGCUCUCUGGAACGACUACGCCGAGCCGUAGACCAUCAUCAACCUCGGCAUUAUCACCACAGGCUAUGCCCCAGCUUCCUGAGGAUCCAUCCAUGCAGCCAAUUGCCGAGCCCGUCGAUGAGCCUAUGCCGGUUCCCAGUUCUGCUGAGACAGCUGAUUCUGAGUAUGCUCGCCAUCGCGCUCUUGGCUCCGGAAAUGUCCGUCGUAACGGCGUGGUCGAGCCGGAUCAGCCUUCACCAAGUGGUGGUCGCAGCUGGCUGAUCUAUGUUGUCGGCACUAAUCUCUCUGAAAAUCACCCGGCACUCACCACGCCGAGUCUCUUCACUGAUAACCCUACAUACGAAGACAUGAUUCUUCUCUCAUCUCUGCUGGGCCCUGCUAAGCCCCCCGUCGCGUCCCAGGAAGAUGUGAACUCUGCUGGUGGAUUGUUCCGCCUCGUUGAGUAUGGUGGCUCAUUGGUAGCAGAGUCAAUCAAUGGCACUGGUACCAUUCAAAUGCAAGAGGAAGAACGCUGCCUUAUUUGCCUAAGUGACUAUGAAGUGGCCGAAGAAGUACGGGAGCUUGCGAAAUGCAAGCACGUAUUUCAUCGGGACUGUAUCGACCAGUGGUUGACCACUGGUCGAAACUCGUGUGUCCUCUAUGUCGAGGUCAAGGUGUGA
Molecule: messenger RNA, 2448 nt
Organism: Penicillium chermesinum
Lineage: Eukaryota; Fungi; Ascomycota; Eurotiomycetes; Eurotiales; Aspergillaceae
Product: RING-H2 finger protein
Exons: 3
Coding region: 1-2448 (815 amino acids)
Source: RefSeq, a predicted model, not a curated record